Molecule: messenger RNA, 1884 nt
Organism: Chelonus insularis
Lineage: Eukaryota; Metazoa; Arthropoda; Insecta; Hymenoptera; Braconidae
Product: E3 ubiquitin-protein ligase TRIM23-like
Exons: 4
Coding region: 118-1794 (558 amino acids)
Biological process (GO): vesicle-mediated transport; intracellular protein transport
Cellular component (GO): lysosomal membrane; plasma membrane; cytoplasm
Molecular function (GO): zinc ion binding; GTP binding; GTPase activity
Source: RefSeq, a predicted model, not a curated record
UCAUAUUAAAUCAUAACAACAAUCAUCAAUUGAUUUUUGCAUCAAAUUGGCAUACGAUUGGUUGCAGAAAUAAAAAAUAUAAUUAUCGUACAUGUACGGAUAUUAUUUUUGUGUAAAAUGACGGAAAAAAUAAAGAAUUUUGAUAAUUUUUUUAAAGAAUCGAUCGAAGCCAAUGUGAAAUCAAAUGUAUUGGAAUGUCGAGUUUGUGACGAUGUUUUUACUCUUGAUGGUGGAAAAGUUCCAAGACUAUUACAAUGUGGUCACACAGUUUGUCAUACCUGUCUUUUAAGAAUUCAACCAUGCAUGGUAGAUCUUCGAUUUCUAUUGUGCCCCUUUGAUAGGCAACCUACUAAAGUCAAUCAUGAAGGUGUAUACAGUUUGAAGAAAAACUUUGCCCUUAUAGAAUUAUUGGAGCGACUUCAGCAAUCGAAUACAGAAAAAUCUUUAGUAUUAGAAAAAGAAAGACUCCAAUCAACUCAAUCUUGUGAUGAAGAUGAGUCUCAUACAGCUGUUUUAUACUGUACAGUGUGUUCAACGCAUUUAUGUGAAGCUUGUGAUAUUCUUACACAUUCUUCAAAGACAUUAAAAAAGCACCGCAGAGUUCCUUUAUCAGAAAAGCCAAAAGAAAAGCCAAAAUGUCCAAUACAUACAACUCAUGUUGCUGAGUUUACUUGUGUUCAAGAAGGAUGUAAUAAUGCUUUGAUGUGUUAUUUAUGCAAAGACUAUGGUCGUCAUAGUGCUCAUAAACCCGCACUAAUUGAAAUAGAAGCUGAUAAUGUAAGAAAGACAAUUAUUUCAGCGCUCCAACGAAUGACACAAUUUAUGGAAAGUAUGAGAGAUACAGCUCACAAGAUUGAAGUGGUGAUACAAGAGCUUGAAGGUUGGGCUAUUGAAGAUGCCAGACAAAAAGUUAGACAGCACUUUGAAGAAUUACGGACUUUACUAGCGGAACAAGAAAAGACGGCAUUGAAUUGUGUGGAUAAAGAAACUCGAGGAAGACUAUGUGCCUUAAGAUAUCAACAAAAGGAUCUUACUGCAACGCGUUCACAGGUAGCUGAUGUCUGUAUUCAAUGUGAAAGUAUACUUGAUUCUGAAGAUUGGAAGUUAUUGAGCGGUGCUGAACAAGUCAAAAAUGUUUUAACAUCGUUGGAACAACAACAACAGCAUUAUGCUCAACUUGGACAUGACUUAUUAACUCCAGAAUCUUCAAUACCAAUCAUCUUUGGCAGGGACAACCGUGUACAUAUUGGAACAAAAAUUGAUAUGAGAGUUGUAAUAUUAGGACUCGAUGGUUCAGGAAAGACCAGUAUAUUAUCUGCAAUGAGAGGAAUGACCCUUUCUAGCCCUCCUAUACCUACAAUUGGUUUUAACGUUGAAAGUCUUGAGUAUGAAAAUUUAGUUGUGACUUUUUGGGAUGUUGGUGGUCAACAUAAAUUUCGACCGUUAUGGAAACAUUAUUAUCAUGAUGCUCAGGCAGUUAUUUUUGUUGUUGAUUCAUGUGAUAAAUCAAGAUUUAAAGAAGCACAGAAAGAAUUAUCUAAAAUAGUCAGUAAAAAAGAAUUGAAAGAUGCACUCUUUCUUAUUUAUGCAAACAAACAAGAUCUUGAAGGAAGUGUAACAAUUGAAGAGUUAACUGAUAUUCUAGCUUUACAAAAGUUAUGUUGUGGACGUGUUUGGCACAUUCAAGGGUCUUCACCUUUAACUGAUGUAAGUACUGCAAUACAAGGAUUACAAUGGUUAACUCAACAGCUUGGUGCACAUGAAACUCUCUGUACUGUAUCUUCUGUAGUUUAAUAAUUAAUUUAUUUCUAGUUAUGAAUAGAAUGUCAAAAUUUUUAUAAUAUAUAUUUUAUUUUAAACGUAAUAAAAUAAAGUUAAAAUCUA